Messenger RNA from Coturnix japonica (Japanese quail), 4267 nucleotides. It is a transcript of the gene PPP1R14C, whose product is annotated as protein phosphatase 1 regulatory inhibitor subunit 14C. Lineage: Eukaryota; Metazoa; Chordata; Aves; Galliformes; Phasianidae. Gene Ontology annotation, biological process: regulation of phosphorylation. Gene Ontology annotation, molecular function: protein serine/threonine phosphatase inhibitor activity. The record is from RefSeq and is a predicted model, not a curated record. Gene Ontology annotation, cellular component: cytoplasm.
GCUCCGGCACAUCCCUCCCCGCGGCGGGGCCGGCCGAUCCUCCGUGCCAUGCCAGCCUUUAAACGGCAGGUGCGGGGGAGCCAGCCAGACGCGGCACGGGCGGGUCGGCGGUAGCGGCGGGCGCCUUUCGGCUCGGAGCGGAGCAUGUCGGUGGCCACCGGAGGCAGCGAGGCGGCGGCGGCACCGGGCGGAGGCGGCGGCGGGGGCCGCGUCUUCUUUCAGAGCCCCCGCGGCGGAGGCUCGGGGCGGGAGGACGCGGUGUCGGCGGCGGCGGUGCAGGUCCAGCAGCGACGCCACCAGCAGGGCAAAGUGACGGUGAAAUACGAUCGGAAGGAGCUGCGGAAGCGGCUGGUGCUGGAGGAGUGGAUCGUGGAGCAGCUGGGGCAGCUCUACGGCUGCCAGGAAGAAGAGAUGCCAGAUGUAGAAAUUGACAUUGAUGACCUUCUUGAUGCAGCCAAUGAAGAAGAGAGAGCUCUCAAAUUACAGGAAACUCUUGUAGAUUGCUACAAACCAACAGAGGAAUUUAUCAAAGAGCUGCUAACUCGGAUAAGAGGAAUGAGAAAACUCAGUCCCCCUCAAAAGAAGAGUAUAUAAAUAACUCGAAGUAGUAGCACUCUGUAAAAGACAUGGCAAGGGAAAUGGGACUUUGAAUACAAGACCUUUAUUAAAAUACUUGUCUUUCUCCACAACUUUUAUGAUUUCAUUCAGGUUUGACUCAAGGAAUUUCUUUUGUGUGUUUUAAGGGUUCUUUUUUAAGUGUCAAUUUUUAUUUUUAUUUUUUAAUCAAGAAUAUCAACAUUUUGGAUGCUGCUCAACUUUCACUUGAGGAUUACAGAAGCAAGUGAAGAAUCCAAGAGUUAGUGAUGAAAGGCAGCAAGCCUACGUGGUAAACCGGAAGAUCUUGUACAUUUACAGAGCUAGGAGACUUCUCCUUGUGACUAGUUGGAUAAUGUUUUUUAAGUUGGUUGUACAUUUAACUCAUGGAUGUCAAAUUUCUUGUGCUUGUCUGUACAUAAAUUAUAAAGUGGGUUGUGAAUACUGUUUCACAUGGAUGGAAGGAAAAGUUUGUUACAGUAAAUUAUUUAAAUGGUGGUUAUUGCAAAUAUGCUACCAGAAGGUACCAAUUUAGAUUACUAAAAUGAGUUCUGCCAUUUUUCUAAGUACCCUUAAAGUAGCCCGGUGAAAAAAUUUCAUCAUAUCUUCUUAUUUAGACUGCAGCAUAUGAGAAUUGGGAAUUUUAAGGGCUUAAUUUGUAGACUUAAAGUUGUUAUUUUAACUUUGAUGCUUUGCCAGAUCAUUUCCUCUCCACCUCAUGGUGUCUUGGAACUGUGCAAACCUAUGCUGAAAAAGGGCCUGCAGUCAUAUCUAGAGAAAUGUCCAUCACCACUUAAAAGCUGCUUCACAGUGGAGGAAAAAGGCAAUGCUGCCAAAAUAACUUUAAAGCACUGUCUUGCAUUUAGUGAUGUGGUCUUAAUCAAGAUUCUUCUCCUAUUCAAGUAGGCAAAGAUUAUUAUAGUCUUUUUUAUGGCUCUACCCUGAGACUUGGGAGAGUUUAUAAUGUGGAUCUCUUGUAAAAGCGAGAACAGAAGAGAGAUUUCCUGCUCCCUCCUGGAAAAUAUCCUAUCUGAAAUGUUCGAUAAGCUACCAUAUGCUGGUAGGUGACACUAGUCAGGCAUUUUAUAUCAAGGGUGCUCUGAACAUAUUUUAUUUUUCAAAAGAAGUACAUGUUUGUGAAUUUUAUGUAUACUGGCAAGCUUUUUUAAUGUAUUUAAUUUUGUAAUGUUUACCAAUGAUUUUAUUUACCAGAUAUUUACUCAAAUAAAUGGAACAACUUGUGACUUGUUACAUGUACACUUUACUGUUGCUGAAUAGGUUGGUAAAUGGACUUUCUUACCAGAACGAGAAGCCUGGCAGGUGGUGAGUACAUGGGAACCCAGCUGCAUAGAUCCCAGCUGGCUUAGAGUGUACAACAAAAGGCUCAGCUCAGUAUCACUUAGCCAAAUUUCUGUAACCUGGUGGACAGCCUCGCUUCUGAAAGUCUACAGCUGGGGCAUGCAUUCCCUGUGCCUUGAAGAAUUAGAAAGAAGAGAAAUCGUGGAAAUACUUUCAGAUAAGUACUGCUGCUUCCUUUUUGCCUUCCCCCAGGGGUCAGAUGAGGAGGGCUCACCAGUGGGUGAUACUCAGUUCUCUACUGUAGGUCUGGCAGCAGGGCUGUCUGCCUUUCAUGCCCUCUGUAUCUCUCUAAAUUUGCCCUAGGGAAUUUUAGCAGCCCUGAGAAAAGACUUGGUUGUUUUGCCUUGCAGCAAGUCAAGUUUAUGUCUUGUACCUUGGUGAUGCUGCAGUUCAGUCCUGGUUUCUAAUGGAGACUUUUAACUUUUUUUUUUUAAUGGAAUGUGAAAUGAGCUCUGGGAAUAUCAGGAGGGGGGUUGUGAUUUCUGCUGUUUUUAUGUUGCUGUUUUUCACAAUUGCUGUCAGUGUUAUCAAUGGGAUGUCUUCAGAAAGAGGCCCGUGUAAAUGAACUCUCUUAUCACAAGGAGAUUCUCUCAUUGGACUGUACUUCUUGUGGAGGAUCUGAGGCAGCUACAGCUGCCUAUAUAUUGCAGGUGAUGUUUAGAAACAACCUCCCGUCAGAACAGAAAGGUUAGGGUCAUUUCUGCAUCCAGAGAAACAUUGUAUGAUUCAUCUUACAACUUCAAAUAUGUACAUUUUUUUCUUCUUGUAUAAAAACUGUGUGCGAAAUCAUAAAUGUAAGGUAAUGGCAGCUAUGUCUGAUAUAUCUUUUAUCCUGCAGCAAAAUGACACUGCAAAUAUUUUUCCCUCAUGUUACUCAGAUAAAAAAGCCCAUAUGUGUCACCUGUUUACAUUUUUUUGUUGUCUUUUUCUUGCACUGCAUAUGUUAUGGAAAAUAGCAGCCUACUUUUUUGCAAGCAGUUGGAAGAGAUCAGUGGUAGACUUGGAAGCAACAAACAUUGGGACAGCCCAUGCUAUGUUCUGCUGUGUGUGGAUGGGACAUUUACUUUUGUGAGGGGCUUCCUCUCUUCCAGCUCUACGUGUGUUGCUAUCUUACAAGUGUCAGUGACAAAAACUAAUUAUAAAUAGCUGUUUUUUGCAUCUGGUAUGAUUUUUCUGGAGACUCACAGGUCUCCUUUUCACUGCUUUUUACUGAACUGAGAUGCUCUUGGCCUUGGUGUCUGUGGGGGAGAACCAAGCCAUUCAUGAAGAUUUCUUUGAGAUCUAUGUCUUUAUACUGUGAGGGUGUACUUGGCUCAGUAGAUAUUCAAGGGGCGUAUCAAUAGCACACUGUUGCUGAAACAAUGUGAAGUUAAAUUGUAGUUGAAAUUCUUCACUGCCAUGGCUGGGCCACUUUCCUUAUGUGGGCCAAAUCUGCAGUGAGUGCUUCUCUGAGGUUUUAAAUGGCCUAAUGAAAGGAACCGAUGUGCCCUGAAAUAAAUACAUAGCAAAGCUGAGGUUUUUUACUUUGGCACUGAAGUGCCUCUCCAGUAUACAAGGUUGCCUGUGAGAGUGUGUGUUCCUGGGGUAUGCUUUGUGACAUAAUUAUCCUUUGCAUGUUUUACAGCAGGAGCUGACACUGUGAUGAUGUCUUUUAGUUGGCUUAGGAUGAGAAAGUGCUUGUAAUCAUACUCAGUGUGUCUCGUGGUGUAACAGGGACAUAGGAAAUAACGUUCCAACCUUGAUUUUUACCCCUUCCUGCAAUUACUUCUGUGGUGGAUUUUACUCCUAAAGUUUGUGCAGGGACCAUCUGGGGAACGUAGGGGGUAGAGAGGGUCUCAACUUUCUCUAUUCUUGGAGAAUAUGACCAAGAAAGGUGGGAGCAAAAUACCUGCCCUUCUUGUGUACUUUGAUCUCUUGGACACUGUGAGCCUUUGAAGAGUCUUUAGCACUUUUCUCUAGCAUUAUGUGUAGAAACUGAAUUACUUGGCAACUCUGAAGUGCAUUUGCUGUAUUAAGGCAGCCUUAACAUAAGCAGCUCCAGAGGAAAAAAGCAUGAGGGCCACAUGAACAGUGCACCUGUUGUAUGGAAACAGGAAGAGGAUACAGGUCUAGUUCUGAACAAAGAGUUGUACUUGAACUCUUGGUGAAGUGCUGUAACACAAGGAUUAAUUGAUUCUGCAUAAGAUUUGCCAUCACCAGCGUCUUCCACAGAUGCUGAACAAGUACUGAAUAAAUGCAUGCAAUGAUUCUCUGAUUUAUAAAGGAUGUUGAGAUUUUGAGGAGUCAGAAAGGAGGUGAAGUACUUGGAAAUUUA